Messenger RNA from Oryza sativa Japonica Group (Japanese rice), 1008 nucleotides. Its product is annotated as proline-rich protein 4. NCBI's taxonomy places the organism in Eukaryota, Viridiplantae, Streptophyta, Magnoliopsida, Poales, Poaceae. The record is from RefSeq and is a predicted model, not a curated record.
GCAUGAUCAUAUAUAAACGCAUGGUUGAUCUGCUUCUUGCUCAUCCACUGAUCAGCAACGAGUAGAAGCGGUAGAGUUUGCUAGGAUCGAUUCAGCAAUGGCAGCGGUAGCACGAGCACUAGUCCUCGGCGCCGUCGUCGUCUGCGCCGCCGUCGUGAUGGCUGUCACCGCCGCGGCGGACGGCGAGGCGGCGGCGGCGGUCGUCGUCGGCUUGGCCAAGUGCGGUGGCUGCUCCAGGAAGAACAUGAAGGCGCAGGAUGCUUUCAAGGGUCUCCAGGUGGCGAUCAAGUGCAGGAACGGCGACGGCGAGUACGAGAGCAAGGCCGUCGGCGACCUCGACGGCGACGGCGCCUUCAGCGUGCCCCUCGCCGCCGACGACCUCCACGGCGCCGCCGACUGCUUUGCGCAGCUGCACAGCGCGGAGAGCAGCACGCCGUGCCCCGGGCAGGAGCCGUCCAAGAUCGUGCCGCUGUCGUCAACAACGGACAACGGCGGUGAUAAGGCUAACACCUUCGUCGCCGUCGCCGGCAAGAGGAUGCGCUACUCGUCGUCGGCGGAGUGCAACUCGGCGUUCCUGUGCCCCUUCUUCGACUACUUCCACAAGAGACCCCAAGGCCCCAAGCCGACGCCGUUGCCGAAGCCGACGCCGGCGAACGGUGGUGGCGCGGCGAACGGUGGCGGAGCUGCGGCGCCGUCUCCCAGCCCUCCGGCCGGCAUAUCACAGCUGAAUUAAUUAAUUCGUCCAUUCCAUCAAUAUCGACACUUGCUUUUUUGUUUGAUUUCAUGGCAUGGUUAAUUCUUUUGGUUCUUGCAUGGUUGAUUUCCCAGGUCAGCUUGUUGGUGCAGAAUAAAUGAAAGUUGUGAGAUGUGAGAGGAGUACUGUGACUGUGUGAGAGAUCGAUCGAUGGAUUUAUGUGAGAACGAUGUAUGUGUUGUAUCUCUAUUGUUUGGCAUAUCUAAUGUGUUAUUCGUUGUAUGCAUGUAAGCUAUUGACUGUGCUUUCGUCCA